Molecule: messenger RNA, 1374 nt
Organism: Penicillium paradoxum
Lineage: Eukaryota; Fungi; Ascomycota; Eurotiomycetes; Eurotiales; Aspergillaceae
Product: putative aminotransferase family protein (LolT)
Exons: 2
Coding region: 1-1374 (457 amino acids)
Source: RefSeq, a predicted model, not a curated record
AUGGCCUCAACAAGCCAGUUAACGCCCUUCGGCAAGCCGAUGCUGAAGCACUGGCUCUUCGAUCCAGCUUACAAGAACUUGAACCAUGGUUCUUUUGGUGCCCAUCCCAUUCCGGUGAAAGACGCACAGCGCGCCUUCAUGGAUCUCGCCGAUUCACGGCCCGAUCCAUACAUUCGCCGAUACCACGCCGAGUACCUAGAUAAAGCUCGUGAAGAUGUUGCCAAGAUCCUCAACGCCCAGCGAGAUGAGUGCGUGUUUGUCAAGAAUGCGACUACCGGUGUGGCGACGGUAUUGUACAACCUAACCUUCCAACCGGGCGAGGCACUCAUCUACUUCGAGCCCGUCUACGGCGCCGUUGAGAGAGGCAUCGUUUCGCUACAAGAGCACAGCUCUCUGCAAUCCCGGAAAGUGUCUUUCCAGUUUCCGAUUUCCGAGGAUGAGCUAGAACGCCGGUUCCGCGAGGUCAUUCGCAAGACUCGCGAAGAGGGACUGAAAGUCCGGGCCAGUGUCUUCGACGCCAUCGUCAGUAACCCGGGUGUGCGGUUCCCAUUUGAGCGGAUUACCGCGAUUUGUCGCGAAGAAGGUAUUCUGAGCGUCAUUGACGCCGCGCAUGGUAUCGGCCACAUUCAUCUCGAUAUGGAGAAGCUGCAACCUGACUUCUUCGUAUCAAACUGUCACAAAUGGCUUUACACACCCCGCAGCUGUGCAGUUCUCUACGUCCCCAAGCGUAACCAACAUCUCAUGCGCACCACAAUGCCAACAUCCUGGGGUUUCAUUCCAGCUCCAGAAUCCCCGGAUACUGCCCCCUCAGUGCUGAACGAUCACAACGCACCCGCAACCAAAACCGCUUUCGAGCAGCUCUUCGAGUUCGUCGCCACCAGCGAUGACUCCGCAUACAUCUGCAUCGCAGCAGCGCUGAAAUUCCGCGCCGAAGUCUGUGGAGGUGAGGAUGCCAUUAUUGAGUACACACAGCGUGUUGCGAAUGAAGGCGCCGACGCCAUCGCUGCCAUGCUUGGUACCGAUGUUAUGCAAGAACCCGACCUGAAGCCAGGUCAGGAGAGCCGCAUGCGCCAGUGUGCCAUGACUACUGUCCGGCUACCCAUCGCUGUCGCUACUGCUGGGAGGGAGGCCGAGUCGUUCGAGCAUACCCCCUUGGUUGUGUUGUCGGAGGAAGAUGCCCUGAAAGCAUUCGCCUGGAUUCAGACCAAGCUUAUGGAUGAUCACAACACGUUCCUGCCGGUGUUCCGCCAUGGCCCGUGGCUGUGGACUCGUCUGAGUGGCCAGACUUACUUGGAGACGAGUGACUUUGAGUCUGCUGGUGUUAUUUUGCGUGAUCUUUGUGAACGGGUUGCGAAGCAGGAGUUCAAGGCUUGA